AUUUUGCAAUUACAAGAAAGCUUUAUUGUGAUUAGUAAAUUUUUGUUUAUUAGAACAAGUCUUAAGUAUCUGACAGUUUUGUCAAAAUUUGCCGUAGCCUGAUCCACAAGUUUCAGUCAACAAUGAAAGAAAAAAUACCGAAAGAAUUUUAUUUGGAUGAAAACCUCAGUUUUUUAAAAUAAUGUGAACCAGUUUUAAGGUGGAAAAAUCAAGAAUUGAUGCUUUUUUAACCUCCUUUGCACCAUGGAAGUGCAGGCAGCAAAUCACGUCAAAAACAGAGAAUGGACCCAGGCAUUAGAAAUUUAUAAUAAAUUAUUACAAAAACACAGUAACGGUGAAGAACAACUAUUUUCUUAUUGCUUGGACCGUUCAGAAUGUUUUUACCAAUUGGGCCACCAUGAAAGGGUCAUAAACGAUUGCAAGCACAUUUUGAAGUCUUUCAAUGGCAAAUACAACAGUACAAAUGAACCUCGAACAAGAAUCCAACUUAUUCGUUCCUUAUUUGCACUAAAUCGUCUUGCAGAAGCAGAAAUGGUCAUCAAAGACUGGUUAAUGAUAGUCAAACAGUUGAAUGAAAUUGGAGAUGAGCGAAUCUUUCUUGAAAACGCACUGGAACGUUUCUUCACUCUGAAUUCAAAGCAAAGUCUCGAACCUUGGCUAAGUAACUUAAACAAAAGUGUUUCCAAAAGUCAGUCUCAAAAGAAACUGGACAAAAAUCAAGCGGUUUUUUGCAUUUAUUGCAAUCUUUCUUUUAAAGAUAGAGCAGAACUGACGGCACAUUGCUUGACUCAGGAACAUGAAACUAUGAUUAUGUCGGAUGAAGGUCAUGAUUGGUAUUGGAGAGCUCCACCAAGAGGCUUUAAGUCAGAUGCUUACACUCUUUGCGAAAAUUGGAAGGAGUUAGGGACUUGUAGGUUUGGGCUGCAGUGUGUUGAAGCCCAUGGAGAAGGUGAACUGUAUGAGUGGAAGGAACGAUUCCAGUAUAGGGAGAUGAAAAUGUUGAGGGCGAAAGAAAAAGAACUCUAUGGCAAAUCUUACACAGAAAAUCUCCUUGAAAAGUGGGUCCAGACUCCAAACAGCAACGCCGUUAUGUCCGAAAAAAUCGUCAAUGUUGAAGAUGCUUGUUCUUGUCCUCUCUCAGCGACAGUCUCCUCUAAAAACAGCAAUUAUUCUUGGAAAUUUACAAUGAAAACCAACCAACCUUUGAAAGCUGUAGCUCUCCUUCAAGACACUCACCGGAACCACUUUAACUUAUUCCAAAUAAUCAUAGGAAGCGUGGAACAAGACAUAAAAAAUAACCAAGAAUUUUUAGCAAACGAACAGGAAGCUGUCGCCGAGUACCACAUCGUUGUUGCUUUCCAAACAACCAUUUUUGGUACUUUCCGACAGUCAGUUGUUUUUGAUUUUGGUUCAGAACCGGUUUUGGUGAAACACUUGUGCGUAGAUGUGGUACCUGAUUCAGAUAUCGACAAAAUUAACGAAAUAAGAAAAGAGAUAACGCUUUCCAUGUCUGAGAGGUGGACAAAAGCCAAUUCUGAAAUAGUCCCGUUUUUUUCGACUUUAGUUUCAAUCGGAUCUAACCAUCAAUGGGAGAAAAAUCUUUUGAUAAUGUAUCCCUACCCUCAAAUUGAGAAUUUUGUUUUAUCCAAUGCUACCGUUUCCGAGAAAAAGUUAACGAGGAAUAAUUAUCGGGAAAGAAUGCACGAAUUGCUUUUCGUUGAAGAGAUCGCAAGAACGAAUUUAAUAUCUCAGUAUAAUUUGACUACAAGACUCCAAAUAGCACAUAGUUAUCUGUUGUCCCCAAAUAGCAUGGCCGCAAGUACGGCUAAAUAUUCAGGAAAUGGGGAAUUAUUCGCUUCUGUUUGUUUAGGAAAAGAGUUGUCCGAGGAUACGGCGGAGGGUCGCUUGAUCCUAAUGUAUUGCAACUCCGUUUAUUUGCUUCCAAACCCUUCGGAAAAUCGAUCUGUGCGUAGAAUCUAUGAAGCCAUCAUCGAAGAUAAAGGAAAAGAUAUGAUUUAUUUAAGGCUUUCCGCUGAUACUGUUAAAGAACUAAAUUUAACAACUGACACAGACUUGGAAGUUCAAAUUCAAUUCCAAUUAAACCGCGUUCCGUACUGCGAGUGGCACUACACAAUCGAUAAAAUUCGAAAUUAUAAAUUAAUCUUUCCUGAUAUUUUUGUUGAACCAAAUAUCCCAUGGUCGCCGUCAAGACAGUGGUCAUCGUCGUUGGAUAGCCGUUUGAAUUUGAAGCAGAAGGAGGCUGUGGUUGCGAUAACGACACCGAUUCAUGUUAAAAUCCCCCCGAUUUUGGUGAUUGGGCCUUUCGGUACUGGCAAAACGUUCACUUUGGCUCAAGCGGUUAAGGAAUUGAUUAAGGAUGAGAGCAACAAGAUUUUGUUGUGUACGCAUUCGAAUAGCGCCGCUGAUUUGUAUAUUAAGGAUUAUUUGGAUGUUUGGGUCGAGAGUGGGAUUGAGAAUGCGAGACCGUUGAGAAUCUACUACCAGAAGAGAUGGGUGGCGACUGUCAGUCCGGUGGUUCAGAAGUACUGCAGUAUAAAAACCAUCGGUAAUUCCCGCGAAUUCCAACUUCCAACACUCGAAGACGUGGAAAAACACAAAAUCGUCGUAGUAACCCUCUCAACAUCCGUCUAUUUAUCAACGAUGGGAUUAUUACCCGGCAGCUUCACGCACAUUUUAUUAGACGAAGCGGCCCAAGCACUCGAAUGCGAAACGAUAACUCCUCUAGCAUUAGCAACAGAAAAUACACGAAUCGUUCUAGCCGGCGAUCACAUGCAAUUAGGACCCGACAUCUUCUCGAAUUUCGCAAAAGAACGCAAUUUGCAUAUUUCUCUUCUCGAGCGAUUAUAUGAUCACUAUCCCGCCCAAUUUCCAUGUAAAAUACUACUCUGUGAAAAUUACAGAGCCCACGAAGUCAUAAUCCAGUUCACUUCCGAAUCCUUCUACGACCAAAAACUAGUUUCAAGUAGCAAACAACCGAAACAUUUUCGUUUUUAUCCUCUUACGUUCUUUACAACACGGGGCGAGGACGUCCAAGAUAAAAACUCAACGGCGUUUUAUAACAAUUCGGAGGUUUAUGAAGUAGUAGAGAGAGUCGCCGAGCUUAAACGGAAUUGGCCUCCAGAGUGGGGCGAAAUCAACGAGCAAUCGGUUGGGAUAGUCACCCCGUAUUCAGAUCAAGUGUUCAGGAUACGUUCCGAGUUGAGAAAACGGAAAAUCGAUGUUUGUGUGGAACGAGUUUUGAACGUUCAAGGGAAACAGUUUAGGGCCAUUAUCUUAUCCACGGUACGGACGAGAAGGACUUGUACCAACAACAAGGGGGACAGUGAGGUGGAUUAUGGAUUCUUAUCAAACUCAAAACUGCUGAAUACUGCGAUUACGAGAGCUCAAAGUUUGGUCGCAGUAGUAGGCGACCCGAUUGCCUUAUGUUCCCUGGGGAGAUGUAGCAAAGUUUGGGAGCGUUUCUUACAGAUCUGUAACGAUAACGGGAGUCUUUACGGCAUCACGUGGACACAACUCAAAUUCCAAUUGGACGGAAUCGAACUGAAAAAAGUCUAUACUCUGAACCCUCUAGCCCCCGAGUUUAUUCCCAGAAAAUACAAAGAAAUGAUGCAAGAAAACGUCCGAAUAACGAAUUUUAAUUUGCCCCACCCUAAAAUAGUACCGACCUUUCCCAAUGUCCAAAAUAAUAUAAGGGUGGUACCUAUGUUGUAUCAACAGAGGCCUGCAAUGACUCUUUCAGCCCCCUAUGUCCUAAAUUUACCAACGACACAGUCGAUACCUGUCGCAAAUGGUUAUCGACCAUUACGAAUUAUUAACCCACACGAAGUCCCACUAGUGGCUACGCCAAGACAAGUACCAGUAACUCAUAUUAACGUACCAACUCCUCCGGUACCAACAAUCCAGAAAAAUUCAGCAUCUAGCACAAAACUGAUACAAUUUAUGAAUAAUGUUCACUUCCCUGAAGCCCAAAUGUUGAAUGAUUGUAUAAGUUUGCUACCCCAACAUAUGUCACUGACUGAUAUGAUUUUGCAGCCCCCUAGUGUACAGGAACGGUGGUACAAUUACUUGAGGGUCUCUGCGGGUCUCGAGGCUGCAGAAAAAUUUAAGUAUUUGCUUCAUACUAUCAAUCAGAAGGGGACUAGAAUUGCUGAUAAUAAUGUGUUAGGGAGGACAACUCCACACUCAUCUUCAGAUUCGCCGACUUUUAAUUGGUACGAUAGCCCUUCCAAUCAGAUUAAUUUUAAUAAACCGAUUUAUAUGAAAGAAGUUGAGACUAGUAAUUGGCCAGAUUGUAACAAGUCAAAUCCGUUGUAUAAGCGACAGAGUCAACAAAAUCGUGUUAAGGACUCCUCAAGUCAAAAUGGGGUGAACAAAAUGAAGGAAACUGAUGUUCAGAGACAUGUCAAUGAAGAUUUUGCCAAUAUGAGUAUUACUACCACCAGUAAUGAUGACUGGUAUGAAGUCUUUAAAGCAUUUAGUGUUGAACAAAGCCGUACUAGCAGACCACUCAAUAAUUCGUCAAAUACGACCGGAUUUUACAAUUAUUUUUAGUAAAAUCUUUUGUAUAUUGUACAUAUAGCUAAUUGUCGUUGUUACGUGUUUCAUUGUAGAUACAGUUUAAGAAAGAGCUUUUUUUACGAUAUUUAUAAGGAUUCUAUAAAAUAAUAGUAUUGGUUCUA
This is a messenger RNA of Tribolium madens (black flour beetle), 4700 nucleotides long. It is a transcript of the gene Helz, whose product is annotated as probable helicase with zinc finger domain. The coding region runs from base 244 to 4572 and encodes 1442 amino acids. The transcript is spliced from 4 exons. Gene Ontology annotation, cellular component: cytosol; P granule. The record is from RefSeq and is a predicted model, not a curated record. NCBI's taxonomy places the organism in Eukaryota, Metazoa, Arthropoda, Insecta, Coleoptera, Tenebrionidae. Gene Ontology annotation, molecular function: metal ion binding; helicase activity; protein binding. Gene Ontology annotation, biological process: regulatory ncRNA-mediated post-transcriptional gene silencing.